AACAUUUUAAGUCUCUUCAAGCGUCUUCUACUUCAUUUUCUCUCUCAUAUCCAUCACCAAUUGCUUUUUGUUGCAUGCUUUCUUUUUUUGAAGAUAACCCAUCAACUUUUCUUCCUCAUUUUUAUUUCCUGUUAAUGGCAGUCUGUCUCUUCUGAUAAGUUUCAAAGCCUCCAUCUUCUUGUUUUGAGUGUGGGUUUUCUAGGUUUUCUCUUUUGGAUUUUUUAAAAAUAUAGAAGUGUUUAAAAUCCUAAUGAUUUUUUCUUGGUGGGCCGGUCGAGUUUGGUAAAGUAGAGGUCUUGUUUCGAUUUGUUGUAUAUAGUAUAUAUUUUCUGGUAUCUGAUCUGACAGAGCUAUGGGGAAUCAUACGAGCAAGAAGACAUCUGAAACAUCAUCAGCUAUCAAUCUUAGCAACAAUUUGCAGUACACAACUGAAUUGAGUUCUUAUGAAGCUGCUUGCAAGAUAGACACAGACUUGCAGAACUUUGACACUAAUGUCCAAGCUCGAACCAAUCAAGUCAUCAACACUCUGGCAGUUGGUGUUGAAGUCCGAGCACUUUCAUUUGAUUCACUAAAAGAGGUAACAGAAUGUCUUCUGCAGAUGAAUCAAGAGGUUGUUAAAGUUAUCUUAGAAUGCAAGAAAGAUAUAUGGAAGAGUCAAGAAUUGUUUGAGCUUGUCAAAGAGUAUUUUGAGAAUAGCUUGCAAACUCUUGAUUUUUGUUCUGCGUUAGAGAAGUGUUUGAAGCGUGCUCGUGAUAGCCAAUUGCUUAUUCUUGUUGCCUUGCAACAAUUCGAAGAAGAAAGUGAGAUUGGUGGGAGUAGGUAUGUGAGGACAUUGGAAGAGUUGAAGAAUUUCAAGGCAGCUGGUGAUCCUUUCACCGAGGAAUUCUUUCAAAUCUUUCAAUCUGUUUAUAGGCAACAAGUAGCAAUGCUCGAGAAAUUGCAACUUCGAAAGAACAAGCUUGACAAGAAGCUCAAGUACAUUCAUGCUUGGCGUAAGGUAUCAAGUAUGAUAUUUGUUGCUACAUUUGCUGCUGUGUUGAUAUGUUCAGUUGUGGCAGCAGCUAUGGCUGCCCCUCCAGUUGCUGCAGCUCUUGCUGCUGCAACUGCUAUUCCAUUAGGUUCAAUGGGGAAGUGGAUUGAUUCUCUCUGGAAAAACUAUGAAAACGCAUUGAAAGGACAGAAGGAAGUGAUUAGCUCAAUGCAAGCAGGAACUUAUGUGGCCAUUAGAGAUUUGGAUAACAUCCGGAUUCUCAUUGAUAAAUUGGAGAUUGAAAUUGAAGCCCUCUUGCAAAAUGCAGAUUUUGCAAUAGAGGAAGAAGCUGUGAAGAUUGGGAUAGAUGAAAUCAAAAAGAAGCUGGGAGUGUUUAUGAAGAAUGUGGAGGAUUUGGGGCAACAAGCUGAUACUUGUAGCCGGGAUAUUAGGAGAGCAAGGACCGUGGUUCUGCAAAGGAUCAUAAAACACCCCAACAACUGAAAUAUUGAGCUAGUCACUGUUGUUAAAUCCUGGAAAUUUACCUGCUCCAUUCGCUGCUGACGAUGUUGACCACAACAGAAACGAUGAUGCUGAUGAAAUUGAUUGAUUUCCAACAUUCUAUUUUCUACACUACAUUUUUUUUUUCAGGUUAAUGUUCUAAGAAAAUAAUUGAAGACUGGUAUUGACUUCAAUCCCUUUAUUUAUAUGUUUAGGUCACAGAUAUUGUUAUUUUUCCAUUUUCGAAAUGUUCUUUUAUUCUAUGUAAUUAUUGAAUUUUUCAGCUGUAGAUUACACAUUUUUAUGUCAAAGGCCUGUUUCAAGCUUUCAUGCUGCUAAAACAGAUAAACUUGCCAUCUCUGGUAUGUUUUGUGAUACGAAAAUGGAAAUAGAGAUCGAGGAAAGGCUGCUGUUUACCAUUC
This is a messenger RNA of Durio zibethinus, 1893 nucleotides long. RefSeq names its product UPF0496 protein At4g34320-like. NCBI's taxonomy places the organism in Eukaryota, Viridiplantae, Streptophyta, Magnoliopsida, Malvales, Malvaceae. The record is from RefSeq and is a predicted model, not a curated record.